Messenger RNA from Penaeus vannamei (Pacific white shrimp), 673 nucleotides. RefSeq lists its product as uncharacterized. The record is from RefSeq and is a predicted model, not a curated record. Lineage: Eukaryota; Metazoa; Arthropoda; Malacostraca; Decapoda; Penaeidae.
UACGAGUGGUUUGGCAGACAAGUGCGCUCUCGCCGGCGAAAUGAAGUUCGCGGUGAGCAUCAUCGUCCUGAGUGCCAUGUGCUGUGCAGCGGCGGCGUCGGGCUUCGAGAAACUGAAGGACGAGGCAGAGCUGAACGCCAAAUUCUUCGUCAAGUCGUAUUCUACUCGCACAUGGACCUUCGUGUCAUCCUUUACCUCAACAGUAUUCUACACCUGCUACACUUCAGAAGACGCACCUUUCGUAGCGUGCCAGGGGAGGAAACUCCGGCGGUCCAGGAAACUCGAUAUUCCACUCGGCGAAGUGGAUGAAGAACUGGCUAGCAGUUUCGCAGAGGCGGAGGAGAAACAAAACACCGCAGAGAAACUAUUCUUCACGGUGUGGAGCACUAGCAGCACUACAGUUACCGUCACCACCUUCUCCACGAACAGAUCUGUCACUGUUUCAGUCCGUAUUUUGUGCACUUAUCCGGGAGUUAUGUUUAACGUCUGCUAGCAUGGCUGCUGAGCUAUUUGUUCAUUGUCCAGCGUGAUAGUGACUUCCCCAGUAUGUUCAGUUCUCCCUGAGACCUCAGUCAACUUCAGACACUAAUAGACAGUGAUUUUGAUGUAGUUCUUAAGAUUUGCUUGUACAUAACUGACCCCUGUAUGUAUAUAAAAGUAUGUGUUGAUAUUA